Messenger RNA from Leptopilina heterotoma, 2080 nucleotides. RefSeq names its product sequestosome-1 (gene ref(2)P). The transcript is spliced from 3 exons. Gene Ontology annotation, molecular function: zinc ion binding; protein kinase C binding; K63-linked polyubiquitin modification-dependent protein binding. Lineage: Eukaryota; Metazoa; Arthropoda; Insecta; Hymenoptera; Figitidae. Gene Ontology annotation, cellular component: amphisome; aggresome. The coding region runs from base 277 to 1791 and encodes 504 amino acids. Gene Ontology annotation, biological process: mitophagy; endosome organization; aggrephagy. The record is from RefSeq and is a predicted model, not a curated record.
GUACAUGAUCUGUCAUAUCUGUAAAGGUAAACGCAAAGUCGCAAACAUUUGAUGCGUCAUUAUAAUAAUUUCAUUCUUCUUGUAUAAAAGGAUUGCAAUUUCUCGUAACAAAUCAUUAUUGUUUGUGAGAUUUAGAGACGUUGAUCGGUGUGGAUCGGCUGCUGCUUCAAUUGAAUAAUAUACGAAAAAUUCAAGUGUGAACGUGAAAACAGUUGACAUUCACUGGCACAUUCUCUAUUUGCGUAUACGUCUCAAGUCUCAAAGCAAGCUGUCAUCAUGGCUGGUACUAUAGUGAACUUCAAAGUUUACUUGACAAAGGAAAAUGCAGCAAUGGCAAAAACUGAAGUGAGAAGAUUUGGAAUUGACAGCGAUAUUGUUUCUGAUUUUCAAUAUUUACGUGAAAAAUUGCAAACCAUUUUUCCCAAUAUCCGUGGUAAACGAUUUUCCGUCAGCUGGAAAGAUUGCGAUGGAGAUAAUAUUGUGAUUUCAAGUGAUGAAGAACUACAAAUUGCACUUCUCGAAACUCAUGGGGCAAUGGUGAGAAAGUUUUAUUUGACACUUUAUUCUGAGUACGAGCAACAAGGAACACAAGCGACAGCACCUGAGGAAGGCGUUCGUCACGAUGGCGUCACGUGUGACGGAUGCGACAAAAGUGUCUACGGUUUUCGUUACAAAUGCAUUCAAUGUCCCGAUUACGAUCUCUGCAAGGAAUGUGAGGGACAAUCACUUCAUCCCGAGCACUGUAUGCUCCGUUUGCCAAUUCCAAUGCCAUAUUCAAAAAAUCGCUACAUCAGACAUUUUGGACGUCGAAUGAAUAAAUACAAUGGCAAUUCUACCGAUAAUACAAAGGAAUGUCCCAAAAGUUGUAAAUUCGAAUCACGCUCACGUCAUUGUGGCAAUAAUUUCCCCUGGACAGAUCUUUUAGGUGCGUUUGUUUACGAUCACAAUAAUUCAUCUCCAAAUACUACAGCAAAAGAAUGUGCACAAGAGAAAUCAACCGACCAAACUCAAACUCAAACUCAAAAGCAACAACAACAACAAGAAUCAUCAUCUUCACAAUUUCGUAGAAUUUCUGAAACGAAUAUUGAAUUUUUAAAAAAUAUUGGCGAACAAAUUGCCCAAAAUAUAGGUGAACAUAUUACACAAUUUUUGGAUCCACUUGGAAUUGAUGUUAAUGUUCCUUUGAAAAACAAUACAAAACAACAGCAGGAGAAUAAAACUGACGGUAUUGAUGCAAAAAAUAUGCCCAGUACAUCAUCGAGUGCUGAUGAAUCGCCGUCAAAGGAGGCGUCAAUCGAAGAAAAUCAGAGUGAAAUGGAAGACAGACAGACAGUAAAGGAGCCAGCUACUUCAAAAGCUAAUGAACCAAUUGCUUCGAUUGCAGAAAUAAAAAAGACGAUUGAAAAUUUAACUCUAGAGAAGAAUACACCUGAACCAGAGGGGUGGACUCUAUUGAAUGAAAAUGAUAGUCCACCAACAACUACAAAUUCAUCUCCAAGCUCGUCUCGUGCACCUUCAGUUUCAGAGGUCCCUCCUGCAGAAUCGUCACAGCCAAGUGCUUCUCCAGUCACAUCAAAAGAUUCCUCAACAUCACCUGACAAACCACUUUAUCCGCCAUUGCCGAAAGAAGGUAAAGUUCCAUUCCAUUCAAAUCCAAAAAUUCAACGUGCUAUUGAGACAAUGAUGGAAAUGGGAUUUUCAAAUGAAGGAGGAUGGUUGACUCACCUUUUGGUUACCAAAGAAGGUGAUAUUAGCAAAGCUCUGGAUAUUUUGGCGCCUAUACGUCGUUAAAGAUUUUUUUAGUUUAUGGGUUGUUUUUUCAUUUAAAUCUUCAAUUAUAUUGUUAUGCUUAGAGAGGGAAAUCAUUUACAAGACGAAUUCGCAUUCCAUUCUAGAAUUGUUAUUAUAUGCAAUAAUUCAUAAAGAUGCGAACGCAUUGAUAUUAGAAAAAACUUAAAAGUAGAAAUUACUUUAGUCUCUGUCUACUAAAUAUAAACUGUUCAUUCUAUUCAUUCUUGGUGACUGUACUAUUUACAGUGUCCAGUGGGUAUCAAUAAAUAAAUAAAUGUGGAGAAAAAAA